Diorhabda sublineata is the source of this 702-nucleotide messenger RNA. RefSeq lists its product as uncharacterized. The record is from RefSeq and is a predicted model, not a curated record. Bases 1 to 702 code for a protein of 233 amino acids. The transcript has 4 exons. Lineage: Eukaryota; Metazoa; Arthropoda; Insecta; Coleoptera; Chrysomelidae.
AUGACAGCUAUGAAAAGCACGUCCGCACUUUUACAUAUGUUCGCCGAAGGUUCUUUUAGAUCUUCGGACGAAAUCAAAAUGGCGGAUUAUGCGAUAAAUUGUAAAAUAGUUUUCGAAAAUGAGCAUAUAACAAACGAAGAUCUACAAUUGUAUAAAUUAUUACAACGAGUCAUCGAUGCCGUUAGAAUAGAAUACGAAAACGACGAAUUUAGUACUAUGGUGAAUAGAGAAGAAAUAUUUAGACAUUUUUCUACUUUACUAGUAGAAUACGAACAUUUUAUGAAAUUCGGUGAGAACGAGAGGGAAGUAGAUCAAUUAAAUAUAGUAGAAAGAAGAAUAAUAUUCGCAUUCAAGCGCCGUAAAGAUUAUGUACCGUUUAUAACUUGGUUACAAGUUAGCUUACAUGACGUGAUUAACUACGUUAUACACAGUUUUGAUGAAACAGAUAGAAUAGGGAUAGUCAUAAAGCACGAAUAUCAGAGAGAUACCAUAGCUACGUUUCCCAUUCGUUUUAAAUCGGACGUUAUCAACGCUACUAGUCCAGAAAAUUUCUCGCUACAAGCAUUUCAAAUAAACGGUUCGUUUCCCGAAGAAGAAAAAAUGACACUACAAAUAGUUAGAUUAAAAUUACCUAAUCCACAUAAGUUAUUAAAACGACAGUAUAUUCCAAAUUGGAAUUAUAAUGAUUUGGUAUAUUUAUAA